UUUUACUGAUUGGUGUUGAAAGUUGUUAGCUUUGUAUAAUUAUAGGACCAAAUCGAGCUUUGAUUUUCAUGGAUCGGUUUUUUUUUUUUUUUUGUAUGUUAGACUGUUAGGAAUGUUUCUUUAACAAUAAAAAAGAAGUGGGCUUUGAUUGUUUUCUCUCAAACUACUAUUUGUUAUUGAAUUUUCUGGUUUCUUGUUUGAUUGUUUUCAUGAAUUUUCUUUGUUUAAAUCCAAGAGUUUAUUUCUUGUAAUGAUCAUUGACUGUUUUUAGUUUUUUCUUUAGAAUGUUUGUAUGGUUAACGUUGCAGUUUCUGUAAGGAAUAGUACAAUUCUGGUACAGCUUUUGAAUCUGAUUGAGAGAUUUUCUGGUGGUAACUGGUUUAAGCACAUCAAUCUUUAACUGGUUGAUUUUAGUUUUAGUUGAUUUGGGUGAUUUUGAGGUCGAGCUUGAGUCUCUGAAGGGAGAGUGUUUGAUUUAUUUCAGAUUAUUAGUCUAUUAUUUCAGUGUAAAUAUCAUUAUUUGAUGGGAUUGUUUUUUUGGUAAAGAUAACAGAAAUAAAUGCAUGGUCUUGGGUCAAAAAGAGAUGUUCCUGUGAGUAUGUGACUGCACAUAAGCACACAUGCGUUCAAGUUAACAUCCAUAAGCAAGCUUGGAUGCAAAAUAAGGACAGGUUUCAGCUUCUACAACCAUUGAAAGUGAUGAUGUUUGCAUAGUCAUUUGUCUCCAAUCAAAAUGUGGAAUUUUGCAUCCAAGUGCCUAGCUGGAAAUGUUAGUUUGAACAACUCUCUAAAGCCAACUCAAGUUCCUUCAGAAUACUCAGACGACGAGGCAUCUUCUGUUAUAAGCAGAGAAGAAGGCCUAGAGUGCCCGAUAUGCUGGGAAUCCUUCAACAUUGUUGAAAAUGUGCCAUAUGUUUUAUGGUGUGGCCAUACUCUUUGCAAAAAUUGCAUCCUAGGGCUUCAAUGGGCUGUUGUGAAAUUCCCUACAUUACCAAUUCAGCUUCCUCUCUUUAUUUCUUGUCCAUGGUGCAAUCUGUUAUCGUUCCGCCUUGUUUAUCGAGGGAACCUCAAAUUCCCUCGCAAGAAUUAUUUUCUUCUUUGGAUGGUUGAGAGCAAGAAUGGUGAUAGAGAGAAGUCUCAUGGCACCUUCUGUGAAGAUCAACAACCCCACUGGUCAUCGGACAGUAAUUUAGUCCUUGGAAAUCAGGCAAGCCGUGGGAACAUCAGGAGGGGACAAUAUGUUCAUCAUGCUGAACCAUCAGAGGCAAACCAUGAUCAUAAUCAUGUCAACAGUUACCUCAAUGUGAGGAGAAUACAUUCCUCUCUUCAGAAAUCACUGGUUUUCUUUGUUCAUCUGACAGCAAAGUUCCCAUUGGUCAUCAUAUUCCUUUUGAUCAUCUUAUAUGCAAUACCUGCCAGUGCAGCCAUUUUGGCCCUGUACAUUCUUAUCACUGUUUUGUUUGCUCUCCCAUCGUUUCUCAUUCUGUACUUUGCUUAUCCUAGUUUGGAUUGGCUUGUCAGAGAAAUCAUCACUUGAUAUCCAAAUUAGCGUCGUAGUCUGCAAGCAUUAUGAAUAGAAGUUUGCUCCAAGAAAGUGGCACAUCUCUAUCUUGGUGCCGCGAGUUUGGUUAUUCAAUGACUAUCCAGUCUCCAAGACUAUUUUAAUUCUUUGGGUAUGAGGCUCCUCAAUCCCACUAUUCCUAUAUCAUCCUUGGCUAGAAGCUUGUCUGUAAAUGUAGGAUUUGGCUUGUCAGGGCUGGAUGUUGUUUCUGGAGGUUUGUUGGUGAUGAUGGUCCUGUGAAAAAUGGUCUCUUUGGGUAUAUGCAAUGCUAUUGUAAGUAUCUGAAAUAUUAAUCAAGUGAGGGCUAUCACCCAAAAGCUUGAUUUCUUGGUUGUAUGGGGACUGAUGUUUUAUUGAAUCUUUAUUAUGGUUCUGUGUCAUGAUGGAUUUUGAAACAAAGCGACAAAAACCUGAGUUGUUUCAUAUUAAUCUUCUGUGUUUAAUACUAUUUAAAUUGAAUUCUUUUUUAUAUA
This is a messenger RNA of Populus euphratica (Euphrates poplar), 2034 nucleotides long. RefSeq lists its product as uncharacterized. Lineage: Eukaryota; Viridiplantae; Streptophyta; Magnoliopsida; Malpighiales; Salicaceae. The coding region runs from base 734 to 1537 and encodes 267 amino acids. The transcript has 2 exons. The record is from RefSeq and is a predicted model, not a curated record.